Rhagoletis pomonella (apple maggot) is the source of this 2621-nucleotide messenger RNA. Its product is annotated as myogenesis-regulating glycosidase. Bases 105 to 2291 code for a protein of 728 amino acids. The record is from RefSeq and is a predicted model, not a curated record. The transcript has 4 exons. Lineage: Eukaryota; Metazoa; Arthropoda; Insecta; Diptera; Tephritidae. Gene Ontology annotation, biological process: carbohydrate metabolic process. Gene Ontology annotation, molecular function: hydrolase activity, hydrolyzing O-glycosyl compounds.
CUUGUUACUACUAAUCAGUAUCUCUUUAAUACAGCGAUCCAUUUCGGAGUCGACGACGGGCCUCGAUCGCACCUUUACCCGCAUUACGUCUCAACAGCAAAGAGAUGCUUGCCAGUGAUUUUGACACCCACAGCGUGGCUAGUAACCAGGCCUCGAUCACCAGCGUCAACUCUUUGGCGAGUUUACUGCGAGAAAAAAUGAAUGCAUUUCCGCAAAUGAUUCGUAAAAAGAAACGCGAAACCAAAGACUACAAAAUCAAGAUUUUUGUCACCAUACUUUUUUUCAUAAUUGUAUUUUUGAUCGGAUAUUCUUACAUCACCUAUCAUCGAGAGAUUUUAACGCGUUCGUAUUUCGAUAAAAUCAAAUUUAGUUCAGUGGAUCGUACUUUCAGUAUUUUAAGCCACGAGGAGAAGGAGGUGAUAAGAGGUCAGUUGGGUCUCUCCAUAAGUUCGGACAGUGUUCCAUUUUAUUGCCUAGAAGACCAGCGCAAGCAUGAUGGCAGCGUUUGUUUGGAGUGGAAUGGCAUAGCGCGACUUUACAUGAAUUUUCAAAAUAUGAAUGUGUUUCGAUGCUAUAAUAUACAGUGGCAAGCAUUGGGUUCGGGUAUUUACCCAACGGACUGCUACGAGUUAAAGCGGGACAACGGGCUUUGGUUCGGUGGCGGUUUUACGAAGGGUAUGGAGUGGUCUCUUAGCUCGGCAAACUUUGAUUAUGCUCCAUUUGCCAGUGGAGAUGCUAAGGUCCAUCAAUUUGGCAACGGGGUGAAACGUUAUUUCAUAAACUCAAUUGGUGUGGCAAUGCAAGUGGACGAUCAUACACCUUUGCACAUUUCUGUCAAUCAAACCGAGAAUAGAUUUUGUCUUCGUGCGCGAAAUGAUAAUUUCACAUUCGUCAAUCACCUAACAGAGUAUCCCGAGUUGUCGUAUAAAAUUUGCACAACCGAAGACAUGCGCAGCCUCCAUAUGCUGAUGACUCAACAGAGCCUGUGGGAUGGACUUAAAGAGUCUGAUAUCUACACACUGCAUUCGUUAAUUGAAGAGCCGGUGUGGAAAAUACCCUUCCAAAGCGAAGUGGCAUCGAUAAAUGAAACAACAAUAUACAAUUAUUCGGAGGAUGUGAUUGCAAUGGGCUUUAUGCGUUUGGGCCAUAUUUUGGUAAACGAGUUUUGGCAGAAAAAUAUAGGCGAUUUUAUUGUGGAUCAAGAGCGCUUCCCAACUCUCAAAGACACUAUUGAAGUGCUGCAUCGACGCGGCUUCAAAGUCGUAUUCACAAUACAGCCAUUUAUCAGCACGGACAGUCCAAAUUUCAAAGAUGCCGUCAAAAACAAAUUGCUCAUCUACGAAAGGCACUCAGACCGUAGCAUACCGGCGCUUACACGCUACAAGAGUUCGUCCAGUGCCGGCGUAUUGGACAUAACGAACAAUGCGUCUAUACCAUGGCUAAGAGAAAAACUCGAAAAGUUAAAGGAAGACUAUCAAGUGGAUAGCUUUUAUCUGGACCUGGGCACCAGCUAUAAUUUGCCGCACUACUAUCAGUGCCGCAUCACGCUUGAUAACCCCGAUAUGUAUGCUAAAAUUUUUACCAGCAGUAUGGAAAGUGUUGGUUUCAUUGGUGUUUCCAGCGCAAGUGUCGUACCAAAGCCACCAACAUUCCUAAGUACCCCGCCGAUAAAUUCCUCCUGGGAGGGUUUGCGCGACCUACUGACCAUUGUUUUGAACUAUGGUGUCAAUGGUUAUCCGUUUGUUCUGCCUGGCGCGAUUGGCGGCGAUUAUUUCGUAAACCGAACAUUGAAAAAGAUGGUGUCUUUCUAUUCGUUGGGACAACCGGAACUUGUCGAACAAGACCUUUUUAUACGUUGGAUGCAACUGAUGACUUUCAUGCCGUCCAUGCAGUUUAGCCAUUUACCAUCUGAAUAUAAAAGCGAAUAUAUAACUGACCAGACCAAAGAUUUAAUGUCCAUACGACAAAAAACUGUAGUACCGUUAUUGAAAAAAUAUCUGAGCGAGUCCAUGAAUGAAGGUUUGCCACUUGUACGACCGCUAUGGAUGCUAGAUCCUCAUGACCCAGCUUGUUUAGUUGUUAACGACGAAUUUUCAGUUGGUGAAGAAUUAAUCGUGGCGCCAAUUUUGGAAAAGAAUAUGGAAGAACGUGAAGUUUACUUACCGCAAGGUGUAUGGAAGGAUGGCAUAGAUGGGUCUCUGCGCAAAGGCAGCCGCUGGAUGCACAACUACAAAGUGCCCAAAGAUAAAAUAGCGCAUUUCAUUAAAAUGCCCGACAACACAAGAUUUUAGCUUCAAGAACACCCAGCGCGUGUGGCGACGGGAAUGCACAGCUUGUGUUUGUGUUUUUUAAUAUUAUUAUUAUUUUUCAAUAAAUUACUUCGUUUAACAAUACAAUUACACUCCAACUUAACCAUAAACAUACACACACAUAUUGUAAAAUGUUAGCCAUAAUUUGUAUCUGAAAUACAUAUGUACAUACAUACAUGCAUAGAUUUUAGCAACUUCGAUUUUGUUCAAAACAUUCGUAGACAACGUUUUUUUAUUACUGCUAAGUACAACACAUUCUUAAAACCUAAAAUUAUACAUUUUCAAUAUGAAUAAACAUAAGCCAUAAAUAUG